UGCAUGUUGAGUAAUUGAGUAGUUUAGAGAACUGCUGCACAUCAAGAGUCGUAUACGUAUCUAACGACGCAACAGCAAUGUCUUCGCAAAAAGUUUUAGCUUCUUUUAAGAAUCCCAUCUAUGAUAGGACAGAUGAAGAGCCCGACGAAAGCAAAUAUGCUACAGUUAGAUCGUUCGGCAAUGACGACGAUAGUUGUUAUCGAGGAAAGUAUGUUGUCAAUCCUGUGAAGCGAACGGCCAUGGAAACGUGCGCGCCAUACCUAGCUCUUGUGGCUCUUUGCGUCGCCAUCGUUGCUUGUGUUAUUGCUGGACUGACUGCUGCUGAUCUGCUUGGAAAGAAAGCGGAUUCUACUACGACAGCUACGACAGGUGAGCUGACUCAAAAUGGUGAUCGUGUACCUGGCAAUGUGUGUUCGAGUUGUCAAGUAAACAUUUCAGGGUUGGAGAAGAUCAUUUGCGAACUGCAGUGCCUGAUUGACGAAUUGUAUGCAAACGAAAGUAUUCAAAGCAAUUUCACUCGCCUAGAUACGACAGUCGAACGCUUGAGAAGUCUUCCAUCAGGCUGCACUCCAGUUUGCGUAGAAACCCAACCACCACAAGGUCUACUCAGUCAACAACAGCUAACCGACGCUGUCGAGAAACUUUCAUGCCAAGUAUUAUUCGAAAGUCUUCUCGGUCAGCCGUGUUCCUCUAGAACCAUAUCUGGCGACCUCACCAUCAAUGUUCUGAGAGAUGAAGCACAAGUAGAAGGAGUCGAAACAGUGUUGGGAAGCGUUACGGUAGCUAACACUUAUCUAUCAGACUUAGUUCAUUUGGGCAACCUACUGUCCGUGAACGGCGAUCUCAACAUUCAAAACAAUGUUAACCUUUCAUCGCUGUCUGGCUUACAGUCUCUACGGUUUGUCGGUGGAAAUUUGAAUAUCUGGCUUAAUGACAACCUGACAAACAUAGACGCACUUUCUUCGCUUAGAAAUGUUCGUGGAAAUGUGUACGUUUACUCAAAUCCGCAACUCGCGUCACUCCGUGGCCUUCGCCAACUCACCAGUGUGGGUGGUACGCUUCAUGUUAGAAAGAACGAUAUGCUCCAAGAUCUGGACGGUCUGCAAGCUGUUACGUAUGUUAGGGACAACGUUAACAUUCACGACAAUAAUAACAUUCGUAGCGUUGACGCUUUAUCUAACUGCCGCUCUGUUGGAUCUAAUGUUUAUUUUUAUCGCAACGAAAGGCUAGAAAACAUCAGUGGACUGAGAUCUCUGGAGACGAUCGGAGGGUUCUUAUAUCUUGUUGCUAACACGCGCCUUCGUGAAGCCAGACUGCCUACAUUAACGAGAGUUGGAGAUUAUAUCAGCGUGACCAACAAUCUGCUAUUGGAGGUCGUUCGUUUGGAUUCUCUGGAAACUGUGAAACAAGCAGUUACGUUUUACAACAACAGAAAACUCUCUCGACUUCGCAUGCACAGUGUGCAACACAUCGGAGGCUCUUUGUAUGUCUAUAACAAUGAUCUUCUCGACGAUCUAGACCUCAGCUCGUUGCUGACGGUCGGUGGAUAUCUGAAUAUCAAUAAUAAUAAUGAGCUGACAUCACUCAACUUAACAUCCGUGUGGAAUGUUACCGAUUACGUGCUUGUUUACGAGAACAGAAAGCUUGCCUACUUCAGCAUGCCAAAUCUGGUCAACAUCGGCAUGUACUUUUACAUGUACAAUAGUGACAAUCUCCGACAUUUGGAUCUGUCUUCACUCGCGAGCGUUAACGGUUAUCUCCACGUGUACCACAAUGAUCGGCUUGAGGUUUUGGACCUUUCUUCCGUUGUGUACGUGUUGGACUAUGUUCGGAUCUACGAGAACCGCAUGCUCUCAAAAGUUUCUUUUCAUUCUCUUCGAUCAGUCGACGGUUACUUUCAGAUUUACAACAGUGACGGUCUUGUCGAUCUCGAUCUGUCUUCUCUGACGAUGGUCACACAAUUCUUUAACUUGAACGACAACGACCAACUGACGCACUUAACCUUAAGCAGCUUGACAUCUGUGGGCGGAUAUUUUUUGGUUUCUAACAGUCGACAACUAGCGACACUGGACGCUCCUUAUCUUUCAACCGUAAAUGGCUACUAUUAUCUUUACAACUGUGAUGAAUUGCAACAUCUCGACCUACACCGUCUGCAAAGUGUCAAUGGGUACCUAAGACUCAAUGACAACGACCGAUUGCGAUAUUUGAAUUUGACUAGCCUCACGGCAGUGUCGGACUUCGUACAAAUAAGCAACAGUAAACAACUUGCAACACUAGUAGCGCCCAAUCUUGCUACAGUGGGAGAUCACUUUUACCUCUACAAUAGCAAAUUGCGAGAACUCGAUGUUGGUCUUCUACGUCUGGUCGAGGGAUUCUUCAAUUUGAACAACAACGAUCGACUUGUGCACAUAAAUCUAACAAGUUUGAGCAACGUCACCGACUAUUUUCAAGUCUAUAACUCGCCGUUGUUGGAAACUCUAGAAGUUCCCAAUCUACGUGCUGUAAAUGGAAAUUUUAUGGUUUACAACUGUGACUUUCUAACCAUUCUGAACUUACAUCAGUUGAUGUCUGUUAAUGGUUUCUUCCAGAUCAAUAAUAACGACCGUCUUGCGGCGCUUGAUCUUUCUUCUCUAGCACAUGUAGCUAAAGACUUUAAUUUGAAUAACAAUCAGAGACUCGAGGCUCUUGAUAUUCCUCGACUAACGGCCGUUACUGGAUUCUUCUACGUUUAUAACAGUGAUAGAAUAAAGACGCUCGAUCUAUCUAAUCUUCAAACGGUCGGUUCUUAUUUUUACAUCAAUCAUCUGGAUCGUGUAUUCACUGUAGAUAUAUCGGAUCUUCGAUCGGUCAACGGAAACUUCAUAAUUAAUCGCAACUCUAGACUGCCUGCUCUCACUCUUCCUUCACUGACGUCUGUAUCUGGUUGCGUACAAAUAGAUGACAACAACUUGCUAACAUCCAUGUCUUUCCCUCGUCUAGUCGAGAUUGGAGAUUGCCUGAAAAUCUAUCAUAAUGAUAUACUCGAGACAGUAGACGGAUUUAGUGCCGUUAGCCGAGUAGAGCAUUAUGUUGAACUACGUGACAACUAUCAACUGAAGCACGUCGAUGGCUUUUCCAACUUAACGUUCAUUGGUGAUUACCUAUGGAUCUAUAACAAUGACCAGCUAUCUGACAUUACUGGGUUUGCGUCUCUUCUAUCUGUCGGCUACGAACUGGAAAUCUUCGGCAACGCACGGUUAGCAAACUUGCACGGUUUCAACAGUCUAGUGAACAUCAGCGACGGAUUGCGCAUCUACGAGAAUCCUGUUCUCAAAAAUCUGAACGGAUUUCGAGCUCUUCGUAACAUCGGUAGCUACGUGGAUAUUUACAAGAACGAAAUGCUGGAUGACAUCAAUGGUUUGAGUAAUGUAACAACGAUUGGAUCAUUUGUUCGUAUCUAUAGCAACGACCUGCUUUGUUCACUGCUACCGAAUCUAAAUGCUACGGUUUCCAAAACUCCAAAUUUAUCACGUUUCGAUCAAGGCUCUAGAUGUUCAUAAUUGGAAUAGAGAAAUGUCGUCAGGACUUAAAAACACUACGGCGUUGCAUUUAUUUUUUUGCUAUAAAGGUGUAGGUUACAUGCGCGUGAUAUUUUCUGAUCUUUUUUUUUACUGUUAUCAUGUCUAUGCAAUUUGCUUGUUGUGGUUUCCUUAAAAAUUGUGUAAUGCCUGAUGAAACUCUCCUCUUCAAGAGUGUA
Messenger RNA from Corticium candelabrum, 3736 nucleotides. RefSeq lists its product as uncharacterized. The record is from RefSeq and is a predicted model, not a curated record. Gene Ontology annotation, cellular component: cell wall; plasma membrane. The transcript is spliced from 3 exons. The coding region runs from base 78 to 3539 and encodes 1153 amino acids. NCBI's taxonomy places the organism in Eukaryota, Metazoa, Porifera, Homoscleromorpha, Homosclerophorida, Plakinidae.